Molecule: messenger RNA, 3254 nt
Organism: Zingiber officinale
Lineage: Eukaryota; Viridiplantae; Streptophyta; Magnoliopsida; Zingiberales; Zingiberaceae
Exons: 5
Coding region: 153-3173 (1006 amino acids)
Source: RefSeq, a predicted model, not a curated record
ACAAUUGGAAACAAAUAGCCAUCCUUGCGCCUCGACUCUGAACUGAACUCCAUUAUAGUUCGUAAGUUGGCGAACGCUUAGAACUCCUUUAAGUAGUGCAACGUUUUAGAGUAACUGAGUAAGAGCGCAUGCAUUGGCUGUUUGAUAUAUAGAUGGCGAAGCAAUCGGACUUCACACAGAAACUGCUGAGUGAUUUGAGAUUGAGGAAGGAGAAGUUGGGAUACAGCACUUCCCCAGGCCAAAAAUCAACUCAUCCUCCUCCUCCUCCUCCUGAAUACCAAGGAAACUCCUUCAGGCUCACCGACCAGAGAACAAGAGAAGCAACGAUAAACUAUAAUAGCAGAAAUUCGAUCAGUGCUGAAGCCAAAGAAAUAUGGCUCACCAGCAAACAUAACAAAGCAGCUGUCUCAGAAUUAACUUCCCGCGAUAUUGUUCCUGUUGGAAGAAACAGAAACAUUCAGAAUUCUAUCGAUGUAUCAAUGGCGCUAGCAUUUGUGCUGAGUAACAGUGGGAAACUUCACUACAUAGCAAAACUGGGCAAUGAGUUUAUCACCCACAGUGGUCCUAUAAUGUACAGAGAACACUUGCUGAACAAUAUGAAGAUUCAUUCCAGUCACUAUCCAUUCUUGUCCAACUUGCAAAUCAAUGAAAUAUCAGAAGGCGUUCAGAAGUUGAAUAGAGUCCUCGAAACAUGUUCCGGCAGCUCACACUUUGACAAGGAUUCGAUCAAAAUCGGAAGGGAGCUUCUGAAAGGAGCCAUGGAUCUGGAGGAGUCACUGAAAAUGCUUGUCACUCUACAAGAAGCUUCAGAUUUCAUGGUUGGCUCUCAAGGGAGGCAAAUUAAAUUGUUAAAGGACAAGGGAGAAGAUGAAUCCUCCAGAAACAAAGUAAAUAGGAAGAAUACACAUUCCAAAAAUAGGAUUUCUUUUGAUGGGUCCAUCGAUCAUUUCUUCAAUGCAAAUUAUGAUACCAUGAAUCAAGGGAAGAGAGAGCUGUCCCCAUCUUUUAUCAGAAAAGGUAUGAACACAACAGAUUAUGAUGAGAGCUCAUCACUUGCAUCCAUGACAAUUCCUGCACACAGACGGUCUCUGAGUUCUAGUCCUGUUUUCCCAAGCAAUGGUUGCAAUGAAGACCACAAUACUGAACGCCAGACCUCCUCAACCAGUAAAGGCAAACACUCAACUUCAAAUCACAUUCAGAAGUUGGAUCGUAAGCAAGGAAGUGGCAAUGUAAGAAUGCCAAGUGUAGUUGCUAAACUAAUGGGACUUGAAGAAUUUCCAAGUUCAAAGGCUGAGGGGAAGAAAGUUGGAGGAAAAGACCUGGCCUGUACGAAACAGAUCAUAACAGCAGACGCAGCAGCAGGGAGAAAGGUGGUUUCUCAAACACUCUUAAUGCCAAGUUAUGAAGGGAACAAAUGUUUAGACGAAAAGCUCAUUGGAGAUACCAUGGCCAAAAUUCACAAGGAGAUUCAGAGCACGAGCACAUCAAAAGAUUAUGCACAAAAGAGCCAUAGUCAAAUAUUUUCAAAGACUUAUAAUCCAGCAGCCCAAACAAAAGAGAAGGUAGGAAGAACAGAACAGAGAAGCAAAACGAUUGAUCAGGAUAUGAGCCCCAAACUAGAAAAGGACCUGGAAAAGAGCAAGCAUAAAAUGUUGUCCUGGAGUCGCUAUGACAUAUUUGGGAAAAAGGAUAAACUUUUGAAACAGAAGAUGACUGAGGGAGAUCGGUCUAGUCUAGCAAGCAGCAAGAUAAAAACCCUGCAGUCACACCAAUUAAUAACCCACAUGGUGAAACCCAAACAUGCAGUUUCUGAAAAUGAAGGAAAAGAGCAUGAGAGUAACAGCAACGUAAAGGUCGCAACAGCAACAAAGGAUGAACGGAGAUCAAAGAGAUCUGCAUUAAAACUAAGCAAACUUAAAGUGGAUGAUGCAACUUCCGUAGCAAAAGUUAGGCGUGGAGGGUAUGAAGAGCAUGUAAAGCAACCAAAAGAACAUCUAAAGAGCAGCAAACAAGAGAUGCAAAAUAUAGUGAAUAGAGUAUCUGACUACAGGGAAUUAAAUAGAACUGCAACACAUGAGAACUCAGAUAAUAUGAAUUCCUUACAAAAAAAUCCAGUAAUUGAGAGAGAGAAAUCACUGCCAACAGCAAAGAAGGUAGACGCAGCAAAUGUGAAGGCUUACAGAGAUAAAAGCCAGAGAGUCUUCUUAGGAGACAAUUUUGCAGAUAUUGAAACGCCGAGUAAGAAAAUUCAAUCAUCUUUCUUAAAUGAUCUGGAGAAGAGAUGGAAAGAAAGAACCAGUAAAAAUCAAGUACACACAGUUAGCUUGCAUGAGACAGAUUCAAAGCAACAUCACGAACGGAAACCUGCAUCGAACUUGCUUUCAGUUGAUUCUCCAGUAGAUUCUGGUGGAGACAAAAACAUACUACAGGAUAUAUCAGUUGAAGAAGAACAUGUUAAUGAUAUGAUUAAAGAAGAUUCUGUGGCAUCACAGAAUCAAAAAGUUUCACUCAGUUUAGACACAGAGCCACGACUAUCCAAUUUAGAAGAAGAGGAACAAGAAGGCGCUACUGAAAACAAGCAUAACAAUUGCAACUACUCAAAGUGGCAGAAGCAGGAAAUAUGUGAAGCAAAUGGACCAGGUUUGCUAACCAAGGAUGAAAAUCUCCUCAAGCAACUUCUGGUAAACGAUCAGCAUUUCCUCGACAUGGCACAGGCAUUCCUCAAAAUCACAAUUCCAGGUGUUGUUCUUCAAACCAGCAACAAGGCUUGCCAGAAUGAGGAAAAUAAGGUUCUUUUAGACUGUGGAUACGAGUUAUUAAGAAGGAAAGGGAGAAGAGGGAACGUUCGAGCCAUGGAACCUCUUUAUUCACCUGGAGAUGUUAAUAUUGAUGCACUAGUGAAGGGGCUGAAUAACGAUUUUGAGAGUCUUAAAUUUUCAAACGAAAGUACAGUUAGUGAUGACAACGCAGAAUUUCAGUAUCUGCUUCUUAAGAGAGACAUUGAGAACAGAAAGCCAGAUAUCAACUGCAUGUGGGACAUUGGUUGGAGCAGCAUCAUAGCUGCAUCUCUCCAAAAAGAUGAAAUUACAAGGGAUUUAGAAAAGCAUGUACUGAGUGGACUUAUUAGUGAGUUAGCUAGAGAGUUAAUUAGUACAACCACAAAGGUUAAGUAGGUACAAGUCUGUAAUAUGUGGGGGCAAGUUUCAUAAAUAGUUAGGUAUAUCGAAGACACAUGUUUUCAAUAUAAUAUUUAC